AUGGCCAGCUUAUUUCAGAGCCCCAAGGUUCUGGAAUACGACGUCUUGGCAAUCCAGGAACCCUGGCGCAACCCAUUCAUCGCCACAUCCUACCACCCUCUCAAAACACAUUUCCAGCUGAUGUACUCCCCCGAUGCGGGAACAAGGGUCUGCUUCUAUGUCAACAAACGGGUCGACCCGAGUACUUGGAGCGCCACCUUUAUCUCCAAGGACAUCAUCUCUCUCAAAGUGUCCGACCCUAGCUCCAACCAAGACCUCCACAUCUUCAACGUCUACAACGAAGUGACCACCGACACGCUCCCGACACUAGCAGAAGCGAUCCAUGCGCUCAACUCAGACAGAAUUGGUCCUUGGCGAUUUCAACCUACACCAUCCACUCUGGUCAGGAGACCAUCGUCGCACGCGUAG
This is a messenger RNA of Penicillium brasilianum, 408 nucleotides long. The record is from the annotation of a GenBank genome assembly. NCBI's taxonomy places the organism in Eukaryota, Fungi, Ascomycota, Eurotiomycetes, Eurotiales, Aspergillaceae.